AGGGUCAGGAUUAUAUUGGAGAUCAGAUCAAAUAACAAAUUUCUAGCUUGCAACAGUGUUUCAAAACCAGUCAAUGUAGGAGGAGAAUGCUUGUCCAAUUCCCUCUUAUUUUAUUCGCACAUCAUUAGCCAGUAGCUAGCUAGCUUGCUUAUGCUUCUUCCCAUCUCUCACAGUACUACUACUAAUUCCCAUCAUAUCAUUGCUUCCCUCAUCACACCCAUCUCCUUCUUCCUCCCCCUUUCCUAGCCAUUCCACCUGCAUGCCCAUGCGACUCCGAUGAUCCACCAGCCAUGGCAAGAUGCUUGAGAGGAAGAUAGGUGAUACACAGGAGAGGCUAAUCCAUCAGCAUCAGCAUCAGCAUCAGCCUGAGUGAGAUGAAGGAUAAGGAAGUGGUUGCUGAGAUUGUUGAGGAUGAUGAUGAGGAGACGAAGAGGCCGGUUGAGAAGAAUCGGUUGGACCUCAACGAGGUCGUCAUGGAUGUGGAGAGCGAGGAGGGAGAAGUCGGCGACGAUGACGAAGACGACGAUGGGGAGGACGAGGAGGACGAGGGGGAUGACGACGACGAUGAUGGCGGUAGCACCACCGACGUUGCGGGAAGCAGGAGCUCCAGCAACAACAGCAGCACCAACAAUCACGUCUCCGAGAGCAAGCUGAAAGGCGACAAGGAUCACGGCGGCGGCGGCGGCGGCAAGUCGGAGGGGAACGGCGGCGAGCAGAGGGUGCCGUCGGUGCGGCAGUACAACCGGUCCAAGAUGCCUCGGCUCCGGUGGACGCCGGACCUCCACAUGGCCUUCGUCCACGCCGUCGAGAGGCUCGGCGGCCAAGAGAGAGCAACUCCUAAGCUGGUGCUUCAGAUGAUGAAUGUUAGGGGGCUCAGCAUUGCUCAUGUGAAAAGCCACUUGCAGAUGUACAGGAGCAAGAAAUUAGACCACGAAGGUCGCCAGAUCAGGGGAUCCAUCGCCUCAGUGUUUUCUCCGAUGGAUUUCCACCUGACGAGAGGCGACAGACGCUUCCACGACAUGCUCCUCCAGAGAGCCGCCGCGCUCUCCUCCAGGCCGCCGGAGCACGGCGGUUUCUUCGCGUCGAGGAGCGGCGGCGGCGGCGGCGGCGGCGGAGGAGGAGCCUUGCCGGAACAGGCCAGCCGGCUGUACGGGCUCCUCCAACACCGGCAGUCUCCGGCGUCGUCGCAGACGUUCGAUUUCAAGAACAGCAGCUUCAGGAACCAAGAGUGGUCGUUCAGCUUCAACCAGCGGGAAGUGAUCAAGCCGUCGUCGUCGUCGACCACGGCGGCGGCGCACUUGUUCGCGUCCUCGUCCGCGACCAGGCGGUGGCCGCCGUCAACCGCCGCGGCCGGUGCCGACGCCGGAGAUCAUCGGCAAAUGGUAGACGGAAGAUUCGGGUACUACGCCGGGAACGGCGCGUCGUCGACUCGGCCGCAGCUGAUAGCGAGGUCGGCGGCCAUGGCGCCACCGGCGACGAUGUUGGCGGCGGCCGCGGUCACCGCAGGACGCGAUCACCGUUUCCCGUUUGGAUGGCACAGCGGCGGCGGAGGCGGCGGGGGCGGUUGCUACGACCCUGCAGCCAGCACGGUGGCCGGCGGCGGCGGCAGGAACAGAUCGUCGUCGGAUCCCGUGGUGAUCGACGAAGCCCUAGAUUCCCGGCGCCUCGAGCAGCAGAAGCAUGCAGAACCAACGACGACGAUGACCCCGGCCACCACACCGUCCGGCAAGAGGCCGCCGGAGUGGGCGGCGCCGGAUCUGCAGCUCAGCCUGUCCCCGACUACGAUGGCCGCCGGCGCAGCCAAGAGGAGCAAGACGACGCCGCCGACGACGAGCACGACAGUGUCAGAGCAAGAAGCACAGAUGGAUCGCCGCAGCAACAAGCUGUCCAUCUCGCUCUCGCUCUCGCCGCCGGCAGCGGCAGCAGCAGCAGCUAACUCUUCCAUGGAUUCGUCCAUGGCGCAGCAGCAGCAGCAGCAGCAGAAGCAAGAAAAGACAACAAUAGAAAGCAGCGAGGAGGCCUCUGAUGAUGAUCUGGGGCAGAGUACUUUGGAUCUGACCAUGUCGAUCAGAGCAUUGGAGUGAGAUCUUUCAAGUACUUUGCACCCCCCAAGGCCUUCCAAGAACUGCACACUGCACCAUGCAUGACAGCAAUAAGAUUAAUUGUUAAUUUUUUAACCUUUGUCUAUCUCUCAUCUACCACUAGUCCAGUACAUAGAUAUAUAUGUGUAUGGUAUGGUCAUGCAUGCAUGUUUGCUUGGUUAUUGUUUCUAGGGGGUACUCUUUGCUAUCGAGCUAUAUAUGGCCAUAUGCAUGCAUGCAUGAUCAAUCACUGUUCUUCUGUGACAACAUCUUUGGGAAACUAAAACCAUCCAGAUAAUUAAGUAUCAGUGU
This is a messenger RNA of Oryza brachyantha (malo sina), 2393 nucleotides long. RefSeq lists its product as uncharacterized. The record is from RefSeq and is a predicted model, not a curated record. Gene Ontology annotation, molecular function: DNA-binding transcription factor activity; DNA binding. Lineage: Eukaryota; Viridiplantae; Streptophyta; Magnoliopsida; Poales; Poaceae. The coding region runs from base 375 to 2084 and encodes 569 amino acids. The transcript has 6 exons.